AUGGAACACUGGAACUCCACCUUGAGAAGUGGAUUCAUCUUGGAAGGGAUUCUGGAUGGCAGUAGUUAUCCUGAACUGCUUUGUGCCACAGUUACAUUCCUAUACAUGCUGGCACUGACCAGCAAUGGACUGCUACUCCUGGUCAUCACAGUGGAUGUCCGGCUCCAUGUACCCAUGUACCUCCUACUGAGGCAGCUGUCUCUCAUUGAUCUCCUCUUCACAUCAGUUGUAACUCCCAAGGCUGUUGUGGAUUUUCUGCUCAGAGACAACACUAUAUCCUUUGAGGGAUGUGCCCUUCAAUUGUUUUCAGCAAUGACAUUGGGUGGUGCAGAGGACCUCCUUCUGGCCUUCAUGGCCUAUGACAGGUAUGUGGCCAUUUGUCAUCCUCUAAACUACAUGAUCUUCAUGAGUCCAAAGGCCUGCUGGAUAAUGAUGGCCACAUCGUGGAUCUUGGCAUCCCUUAGUGCACUAGGUCACACAGUGUACACAAUGCACUUCCCUUUCUGCAUGUCCCAGGAAAUCAGACACCUGCUCUGUGAGGUUCCUCCAUUGUUGAAGUUGGCUUGUGCAGACACAUCUCAAUAUGAGCUCAUGGUUUAUGUGACAGGAGUGAUAUUCCUAUUGCUCCCCCUCUCCGUCAUUGUUACCUCCUACGCACUAAUUCUGUUCACUGUGCUGCACAUGCCUUCAAAUGAGGGCAGGAAGAAAGCCCUUGUCACCUGCUCCUCCCACUUGACUGUGGUUGGGAUGUUCUAUGGGGGUGCCACGUUCAUGUAUGUGCUGCCCAGUUCCUUCCACAGUCCUAAGCAAGACAAUAUCAUCUCUGUGUUCUAUACAAUUGUUACACCAGCUCUGAACCCCCUCAUUUACAGCCUGAGAAAUAAGGAGGUUAUUGGUGCUUUUAGAAGGGUACUGGAGAGACAUAUUCUGCCAGCACGCUCCUCCCUUUAG
This is a messenger RNA of Arvicanthis niloticus (Nile rat), 951 nucleotides long. NCBI's taxonomy places the organism in Eukaryota, Metazoa, Chordata, Mammalia, Rodentia, Muridae. The record is from RefSeq and is a predicted model, not a curated record.